This is a messenger RNA of Peniophora sp. CBMAI 1063, 351 nucleotides long. Lineage: Eukaryota; Fungi; Basidiomycota; Agaricomycetes; Russulales; Peniophoraceae. The record is from the annotation of a GenBank genome assembly.
AUGUUUGGCUUGAGGUUGCACUCAUGGUACCAGACUCUGCAGCUGCAGUGGCGUGGAGAGAAGCUACCAUACCUGCAGUCUCGCAGGGAUGGUGAGGUGUGGCUUGAGUUCUUGUGCGUGGGCUAUAACGGUGUUCUCGGCUUUAUCUGGGCUUUGGGAUGGUGGUGGAGAUUUGCUAUGGAGAUUGAGGACAAGAAGGAGGUUGACAAUAUGAUGCAAGAGGUCACUUGGGCAAUGGGCGAGCUCGUCUACGUCAUUCAACAAGACGGUAUUGCUCAGAGUCUACUUAGGGAUUUGGAGAAGACAAAGGCCGCAACUACUGCGCCAGAACACAAGGAGGCCAUAUGGUAG